Molecule: messenger RNA, 1910 nt
Organism: Hibiscus syriacus
Lineage: Eukaryota; Viridiplantae; Streptophyta; Magnoliopsida; Malvales; Malvaceae
Product: MLO-like protein 4
Exons: 15
Coding region: 30-1808 (592 amino acids)
Biological process (GO): defense response
Cellular component (GO): membrane
Source: RefSeq, a predicted model, not a curated record
CAUCUUCCUGCCAACUGGGGAAAAGAAGAAUGGAAAAGAUGAUGAUGGGAGGAAGGUCUUUAGCAGAGACUCCAACUUAUACUGUUGCUUCUGUCAUUACAGUGUUGGUUUUCGUUUGCUUUUUGGUUGAACGCUCCAUUUAUAGAUUUGGAAAGUGGUUAAAGAAAACCAGGCGGAAAGCUUUGUUUGCUUCUUUGGAGAAGAUCAAGGAAGAGUUGAUGCUGUUGGGUCUUAUAUCAUUGUUGUUGGCACAAUGGGCACGAUGGAUCUCCGAGAUUUGCGUAAACUCGUCGUUGUUCUCGAGCCGCUUCUAUACUUGCUCCGAGAUGGAUUACGAUCUAAACAAGAACAUGUUGCUGGAGAGUACCCCAUCUUCUUCGAAUGAGAGUGUUGUUCCUCCUAAAGGAUUACAUGCUGUUACGGCACAUCAAUGUGGCGAGGGCCGUGAACCGUUCGUGUCGUUCGAAGGACUCGAGCAACUCCACCGGUUCUUGUUCGUUCUGGGCAUUACUCACGUCCUCUACAGUUGUCUGGCUGUUGGCCUGGCUAUGAGCAAGAUCUAUAGCUGGAGAAAAUGGGAAAACCUAGCCAACUCCAUACCCGAUGGAAUCGGAAGCUUGCAAGGUAAGUAUCAUCAACAUAUUAGUUCUUGUUUUUCCGAUCAUGAUUUCUUUUCCCCAUCACGAUUUACCUUGCGUGUAGCGAAGAGAAACAAAGUGAUGAGACGACAAACCACCUUCGUUUUCCAUCACACAUCUCAUCCAUGGAGCAAGAGUCGAAUUCUCAUCUGGAUGCUUUGCUUUCUACGACAAUUCAGGAGCUCUAUAGAGAAAUCGGAUUACUUGGCACUUCGUCUAGGGUUCAUCAUGAAGCACAAGCUGCCGCUUUCGUAUAAUUUCCAUAGCUAUAUGGUUCGAAGCAUGGAAGACGAGUUUCAAGGCAUUCUUGGUAUUAGCUGGCCACUUUGGGCAUAUGCUAUAGCUUGCAUCUUCAUUAACAUUCAUGGAUUGAAUAUCUACUUCUGGUUGUCGUUCAUCCCUGCCCUUCUUGUGAUGUUGGUUGGGACGAAGCUUCAGCAUGUUGUUUCCUCAUUAGCAUUGGAGAUUAAGGAACAGACCGGUCCGCCUACCGGAGCGCAAGUGAAGCCGCGCGACGAUUUGUUCUGGUUCCGGAAACCGGAGAUAUUACUCAGGUUGAUACAGUUUAUCAUUUUUCAGAAUGCCUUUGAGAUGGCUACCUUUCUAUGGUCAUUGUGGGGAUUCAAGCAUACAUCGUGCUUCAUGAAAAACCAUCUUAUGAUCGCCUUCCGAUUGGUUUCCGGGGUUCUUGUUCAGUUCUGGUGUAGCUCUAUCACGGUGCCUUUGAAUGUAAUUGUCACACAGAUGGGAUCUCGGUGCAAGAAAGCCUUAGUCGCCGAGAGCGUAAGAGAAUCACUUCACAGUUGGUGUAAAAGAGUGAAAGCGAAGUCGAAACGCGAAUCCACGCACUCGCAUACCGCGAGAUCCGUGUGCUCACUUGAAUCGAUCGUCGAUGACGAGAGGGAUGCUGUCACGGUCGGCACUUUAUCGAGAAGUUCAUCCAUGGAGUCGUUGAAUCAAAUAACUAUAACAUCCUCGGAACAAGCGGCGGCCAUUCUCGGGACUUCCAACACCGGCCUGGUUGACUUCUCGUCGAGGGUGGAGGAGUACUUAUCGGAGUCGAUAAACAUUGAUGCAUCACAGCCGUUAACCAUCGAUGAAGAAGAAUACGAAGGCAUUGAAGAAGAAACAAAAGUUGAGACUCUAUACGACUUGUUUCAAAGAACAUGAACCUAACAACAAUGUUUAUCUUACAUAAUCUUAGUUAACAAAAUUGUAACCUUAUAAGCAUCGGAUAUAAAAGAAAAUUCAAUGAUUAAUUUCGUUUUGCAC